AUGGGCUUUGGGGUUCUGUCUAUAUCCUAUCCGGUUGAAACUGACCCUCCGAUAAUGCCAUCUUCGGUGAAAUACCGAGUCUCCGAUUGGGGCCAACAAGCUGCGAUCAUCACAAAAAAGAUCAUAGACCAAUACUCGCUGGCUAGUCGAGCGGUAGUUCUUAUCGCCUGGAGCAUGGGUGGGAGAAUGGUUGUGCCGUUCACUUCUUCAGCCAAGGAACUUGGUUUGGACGUUCGACAGUUUAUCAGCUUUGCGGCCACACCAGGAAUUUCCAUCACUCAACAAUCAGGGCCGUUGUCUACCACCACAGGCUACCUCCAUCCAUCAAAUCAUAUACAAGGCUUCUGUAAGCAGUUGCAAGAAGUGGAUGAGGUUAAUGGCUUUAGCACUAUACCUCGAGAAAUAUACAUCCGAGAGUACACCGGAGGCACGCCUAUCAAUCUGCCCGGCUUAAGACUCAAGUACAACGGACAAAAUGCUUUCGUAAUAGAUGAAGUUACUCAUGAAGAGGACUCCCGUGUUUUUGAUGUGGCAAACCUACCACUGAUAUCUGCCAUCUACCCGACAGAUAUCCUUGACGCUCGUCAUGCCCUCACCGAUCGUGCAACAUGGGGCUUUAUAUUGACGCUAAAGCUACAGAACCUAAUCGGAAAGCGGGCACUUUUGAAUGUAGAGAGUAAGGGUAAAUGGCCUCAAUUGAUGGACCUUGUACAUUCGGCACCAGAAAGGCUAUCGGUACCCAUCACAGGGAACCACUUUUUCUUUAUCAGCGAGAGAGGUGCCCGAGAAACUGCGAAUAAGGUAGUUCAUCUUUUGAUGGAAGGUUCCAUGCUGCAAAAUGAAUUAUCUGUAUUGCUAGACUAG
Penicillium taxi is the source of this 864-nucleotide messenger RNA. Its product is annotated as thioesterase domain protein. The record is from RefSeq and is a predicted model, not a curated record. NCBI's taxonomy places the organism in Eukaryota, Fungi, Ascomycota, Eurotiomycetes, Eurotiales, Aspergillaceae. The coding region runs from base 1 to 864 and encodes 287 amino acids. The transcript has a single exon.